Cucurbita maxima (winter squash) is the source of this 1919-nucleotide messenger RNA. RefSeq names its product transcription activator GLK1-like. NCBI's taxonomy places the organism in Eukaryota, Viridiplantae, Streptophyta, Magnoliopsida, Cucurbitales, Cucurbitaceae. The coding region runs from base 423 to 1685 and encodes 420 amino acids. Gene Ontology annotation, molecular function: transcription cis-regulatory region binding; DNA-binding transcription factor activity. Gene Ontology annotation, biological process: positive regulation of DNA-templated transcription. The record is from RefSeq and is a predicted model, not a curated record. The transcript is spliced from 6 exons. Gene Ontology annotation, cellular component: nucleus.
UCUCUCUUCCCUCUCCUUAAUUCAAAGCUUUUUGGCUAUACAAUUAUUUAGUUCACGAGCAAGCACUUCCUCCAAGAAAUUAAAAUUUCAAAAAAAGGUCAUCCACAAGCGAGCCUUGCAACCCCAAAAUAAAUUUCAAAAAUGAAAUUGUUGUAGCAGCCUCGAACCACAACAAAGAGGUUCAAACAAAAUCUCUGACGCUGCUGGAGAUCUAAAAAACCUCAAGUUGUGGCCAACACCCAAGCCGUGUUCUUCGUCUUCUUCUUCUUCUAAAAAUACCCUUUUCUUUGAUUCUUGUAAUUCUCACGAAUUAUAAGAAAAAGAAACGAUUUUUAUUACUCUUUGCAUCGAUUAAAGCAAUACCCAAUUUGGGGUUUUGUGAAUUUUGUGCAAAGGUUGGGACUUUAGGGCAAGUUUUUGUAAUGCUUGCGGUGUCACCGGUUAGGAGUGGCAACAAAGAUGAAGAACAAGGAGAAGUGGAGAGCUUUUCGAUUGGUGGUGAUGAUUUUCCCGGCUUUGAUGAUGAUACUAAUUUGCUCGACAGCAUCAAUUUUGAUGAUUUCUUUGUGGGAAUCAACGAUGGAGAUGUGUUGCCUGAUUUGGAGAUGGACCCUGAAAUCCUUGCUGAAUUCUCCGUUAGUGGCAGUGAGGAAUCGGAGGUCAAUGCAUCGGUGAGUUUAGAAAAAUUCGAGAAGGAUUUGGAUUCGAGAUCUUGUGCUCAAGUGGAUCAAGAGAUUGUGAGUAAAAGAGAUGAAUCGGCCACGCCAAGAAAUAUUAUUGAAGUCAACGCUUUGGUGAAACAUGGUGACAAGAUUAAGAACCGGAAGUCUUCUUCUCAAUCCAAAAACUCUCAAGGGAAGAGGAAAGUUAAGGUGGAUUGGACGCCGGAGCUUCACCGGCGGUUUGUGCAAGCGGUGGAGCAGCUGGGAGUUGAUAAGGCGGUGCCUUCUCGAAUAUUGGAGCUUAUGGGAAUUGAGUGUCUCACUCGCCAUAACGUUGCUAGCCAUCUUCAAAAGUAUAGGUCGCAUCGGAAACAUUUGCUGGCACGUGAAGCGGAGGCGGCGAGUUGGAGCCAAAGGCGGCAGAUAUAUAGCUCGGCCUCGGGCGGUAACGCCGGGAAGAGAGAGCUCAGCCCUUGGAGUGCACCCACCAUGGGAUUUCCGCCCAUGACGCCCAUGCAUCCUCAUUUUAGGCCUUUACAUGUGUGGGGUCAUCCCACGGUGGAUCAAUCUCUAAUGCACGUAUGGCCAAAGCAUCUCCCACAUUCACCAUCUCCGCCACCUCCACCGACCACCCCGCCAUCUUCAUGGCCACACGCCGCCGCUCCUCCUCCGCCCCCUGACUGGCACCACCACCACCAACGGGUUCCAAACGCCUUAACCCCAAGAACGCCAUGCUUCCCACAGCCAAUUCCGACCACGAGAUUUGGUGGGGCAGCGUUCUCGGUAAUUACACCGCCACAUCCGAUGUACAAAGUAGAGCCCACGACCACCGUCGGCCGUUCUCCCACCCACCUUCCUCUGGACUCUUAUCCAUCCAAAGAGAGCAUAGACUCAGCUCUUGGGGACGCUUUAACCAAGCCAUGGCUGCCACUUCCUCUCGGCCUAAAGCCUCCAUCGUUGGACAGUGUCAAAGUCGAGCUCCAACGACAAGGCAUUCCUAAAAUACCGCCCACCUGUGCUUGACCAUCAUCCCCGCCAGCCUUAAUUUGACGACAUUUCUCUCGUGCUGCACUUUUCGAUCCAUCGAUGAACUAAAAUGCUGCUACCGCCACUGCUGUUACUACUUCUCUUGUUGUUUUUGUAAGAGGGUUAUUGGUUCUAAUCCAUAUCUCCUUUGGAGCUUCUUGUAUUAACCCACCAAGAGUAACACUUUGUCGUAAUAAUUAUAACACUAAAAACCAAUAAAAUGUUAUCAGA